Molecule: messenger RNA, 1277 nt
Organism: Colletotrichum godetiae
Lineage: Eukaryota; Fungi; Ascomycota; Sordariomycetes; Glomerellales; Glomerellaceae
Exons: 1
Coding region: 82-1029 (315 amino acids)
Source: RefSeq, a predicted model, not a curated record
GGCUCGUCAGGUCAAUUCAGCAGAUCAAAGCGGCGGCAGAGCGAAAGCUCGGAACCUAUUCGCCCAGUACCCAAGCGACAGAUGAAUCCCAAUGACGCCGACGAGGUGCAGCAUACAGUCAACUUGAGUUCUCUAGAAGCUCUCCGCUCGGGAAGUGCUCUAUCUUCCAAUACUGUCUUCGCCGCUCUUCACAUUAUUGAAUGUGCCCACGGAGAGAGGGUACAAAUUGUCGACCCCGCCACUGCGCAAGCUUUUAGCAGGCCCGUCGGGCCUUCAGUCCGGCUUAUGAUACCUUUACUUCGCGAGAAUCAUUGGGCACUAGGUGUCAAAGAGGCUGGACAGAAUGUUCUUCGAGUGUACGAUCCGCAGCCUUCAUCAGCCAAUCGUCACGCUGUCAAGGAGAUAGUGGCCGGAAUGUCGAUGCCGUUUGCAUUGCCUGAUAUAAAAUUUACGGCACCACUGCUGCAAGAUAAGGAAGAGGACUCUGGACUUCUUCUUGUCAUCGCGGCAUUGUUUAUCUCCUUGGAUUUGCCAGUCCCACAAGAUGCGGAUACAACUUUUUGGCGCGAAGCUCUUCACAUUUUUCUGAUGCCGAUGUCGAUUGACGAGACCGACUUUAUUCAUAAGAGAAUGGUUGAAGAGCCGCCGCCUUUGCAACGCAAAAUUGAGAGAAUGACAAUACCAGGCGGAAAGAUUUGUCUUGGCCACAUACCUACAUCUCUUACCCCACUAGAGCUUUUGGGCCUGCUUGAGAAACUGCACAUUGAGGUGUCGGCCAUGCAGAACAGAGUUGAACUCAACACAGCAUGCGCUUCCUCUGCCCUACAAAUUGCAACGGCUCACAAGACUUCUGCAAAGGAGAGAUGUUCACGAGACAUCAGAAUGAUUGGAGAAGACGUCAUCGGUUCAUUGGUGCGAUUCAAUAGGCUCGAAAAAGCGUGUCAAGGCGUUAGUGAAGAUACACUUGCCAUGCGGCUGACUCUGUCGCGUAUUUUAGAUUCCCUGACGAUAGGCGAGAAUACUUCAUAAGGGAUCCAGAUGUCAGAUAAUUAUUAAUCAAAGCAUUAUAGUGAAUUUCGAUGACCACUUUCUCGGUUGCGAUGCUGGCAGGAUGAAUGCGCCGCCAAUUUGGAUAAGAGAAUAAUGCCUCCAAAGGUGAUUGGACCCGCCCGACACAUGCCUUACGGGGAAAGAGCCACGAGACGACCAUUCUGGCAGUAAUGCACAAACUGGGCUUCGUCAGGCUGAUGCUCGCACUUUCGUUGUUUGACAUUGAC